This is a messenger RNA of Trypanosoma rangeli, 708 nucleotides long. Its product is annotated as folate/pteridine transporter. The record is from RefSeq and is a predicted model, not a curated record. The transcript has a single exon. The annotation marks the transcript as partial. Gene Ontology annotation, cellular component: membrane. NCBI's taxonomy places the organism in Eukaryota, Euglenozoa, Kinetoplastea, Trypanosomatida, Trypanosomatidae.
AUUCAGCUUCCCGGCGCGAUGGACAGCUUUUUCAUGGCGGAGCCUGAUUGUCUCCCCGACGGACCGCACUUUUCGUACGUAUUCUACAACACGGUUGGAAGCGUCGUUUCAAACAUCGGUGGCAUCGUUGGCGUGACGCUGUUCAGAUACGUGUUUUCGAAGCGGAGCUACCGCUUCACAUUCAUCAUCACCACACUUGUGAUGGCUGCGGCCAGCAUCUUUGACCUCAUCAUUGUGAAGCGCUGGAACCGUCCGCGCAUCAGCGACAAUGUGAUGUUUCUGUUCGGUGAUCAGGUCCUCUUCAACGUGUGUCACAUGAUGAACUUCAUGCCAGGUGUCAUUCUGAUUUCCCGGAUGUGCCCGCGCGGGACAGAGAGCAUGGCGUACGCGCUGCUUGCCGGGUUCUCGAACUUUGGGUCGGUCGUGUCGAAUAUAAUCGGCUCGCUGUUGAUGGAAUUGAAGUGGCCCGUCCACACAAAUCCCAAGGUCGGUUGCGACUUUACCAACGUUCCCUACCUGCUGAUUGUGGGGCACAUGCUCUGUCCGCUCAUAAACAUCCCAUUGACGUUUUUGCUGAUUCCGAGUGCACGUAUCUGCGACAACAUUGACGUGGACGGUGUUGCUGUCAGGCCCCAGGAGCCGUCGGCCAGCGAUAAGGACGAGGGCGGCGAGGGGCCAUCGAGGGUCCGAGAGCCCGUGUCGAAUUGA